AUGAGUUCGAAAUUAUUUAAUAUAAAUGAGUUGAACAAAGAUACUAUUUUAUUAAAAACAAAAAAAUUAAAAAAGUUAUGUGAUAAUGAAGGGGAUAUAAACAACAAUCAUAUAAAUGUAUUAAUAGAAAUAUUAGAGUAUUUUUUUGAAAAAUAUGAUGGCUUUUUUUUGUCAUCUAUUGUAUGGGAAGUGGUUGAUAAAAUUAUCAUUUUAGAAAACAUUAUUGAAGAAAAAAAAAAAAUUGAUGUAGAUUUAGACACAUCAAAGAGAUUGUGUGAAUUUAUUUUUAGUAAACUAAUACAUUAUAUAAAUUAUGAAAAUGAAAAUAUGACUUACUUAUUUAGUUUUAAUUGCUUAAGAAGACAUUUAUGCUCAUUAAUAAGUUCAUUUUUAAAUUUUAAUAAUUCAAGAUUUAGAAGAAAAAUUGAAGCAUCAUUUACAAAAGAACUAAUAGAUUUAAUAAAGAAAAUAUUUGAAAAAAUAAAAGUAGAAAAUGAUUUAGAAUUGAAAGUAUCUUAUACUGAAUUUUUAUGGAGAUCAUUUAGGAGAGUUGAUUUAAGUUCAUUCAAUAUGAAAAGUUUUCCUAUAAAUAAAGAGACAAUAGAGAAAUUAAGAAAUUUUAAGAUUUUAAAAUUUGAUGAAGAAUGCAUAGAAUGGUUAAAGGAAGAAAAUUAUAUGGAUAACAAAUGCAUUAUUGAAAGAGGAUCGUUUAUAAUAACUGCUAACAAAAGUUGUGUGACUAAAGAUUUUAUUUUUUGCUACGUUGGGAAAUGUUCUAUAUUUUUAUACUAUGAUAAUGAAGAAGAAAAUGAAAAAUGCAAAAUAGAAAUUCCCUAUUAUCAUGUAACAUCAGCUUACUUUAAAAACAAAACCUUGCUUAUAAUGGAAUGCAAAUCAUUGGUUGAUCAAACAAACAUUUUUUGUCUCUGGGGAGAUGAUAUAAAGAAUUUUAUUGAUUAUGAAAUAAUUAAUAAGUUUACAUUGUCUCUAGAAAUUAAAAAAGGCUCAAAAGAAGUAAAAAAAGAAUUAAAUAACCUAUUAGACAAAAUAAAUAAAAAAGUAAAGUCAGAAGAAAAUAAAAAUGAGAAGAACGUCUCUCAUAUCAGCAAUCAUAAUAGGGAAUACAAAAAUGAAGAUAAAAAUAAAAUAACUAAUACUGAUAAAAAAAACAUAAAGGAACAAUUUGAUGAUCCUUUACUUUUUUCAAAUGAACCAUUCAUGGAUAAGGAAAUAAGUUUUUCAAAAGAAGAUAAAGGAAAUGAUAAAUUGAUUAAUUCUUUCAGCGACAAGCUUUUAAAAAACAACACAAGAAAAAGAAUAGAAACGCUAAAGUAUGAAGAAAAAAAAAAAAAAUACAUGGCAAAUGAGGAUAUAUUAGGAUAUGAAGAAUCAUUAGAAAUAAAAAAUUAUCUAAAGGGAUAUGAAAAUAAAAAUGAUUUUAAAAAGGAGUUGGAAAAUAAUAGUUUGUUAAUCGAUCAUAAGUUGGAUUUAAGCACUCCACAUACAAAAUUAGGGAUUCAUAAUGAGAUAGAUAGAGAUAGUGAUACGGAAAUAAUAAUAGAAAAAAUUAUUUCUUGUCAUAAAGAAAAAAAGGAAAAAUUUAAAAUGAAUUUAAAGAAAAGCUUUUCCGAUGCAUUUAAUGAAAUAGAUAACAAAAUUAAAUUAUUAGUAGAGAAACAAAAAAUCAGAAGAGAAGAAUUAAACAAGAAAUAUGAAAAAAAAAAGAAAAACAUUAUUUUAACUACUGAAAAAGAAUUAAAUGUACUUGCCAAAGAGAUGAAUAUUUUAAUGGAAAGUAUAAAAAAAAUUAAUGUAAAUAAAAAUGAUAUAAAAAAAUUAUAUGAAGAAGGAAAAUCAAUUUUUUCAACAAGUGAAAUAUUAAAUAAGAGCCAAAUACUUGUCAAGAAAAUAAAAGACAAUUUAGAAAAAAUGAAUACAGAUAUAAUGGAAAAAGAAAAAGAAUAUAAUAAAAGAAAAAAAUUAUGUUUUAAAGCUUUAGCUACAGCAUACGAAUAA
This is a messenger RNA of Plasmodium relictum, 2016 nucleotides long. RefSeq names its product conserved Plasmodium protein, unknown function. NCBI's taxonomy places the organism in Eukaryota, Apicomplexa, Aconoidasida, Haemosporida, Plasmodiidae. The transcript is spliced from 15 exons. Bases 1 to 2016 code for a protein of 671 amino acids. The record is from RefSeq and is a predicted model, not a curated record.